GCCGGUCGAUAAGGACGCCAUUCAAUACAUGUUCUACAUGUUUAGCCUCGGAUCAAGGAUUUUAUAGUGAUUUUCAAUUUUCAAAAGUGCACUCAGUAUUGUGAUUAAAGUUUAGCAAAGACAGCAGGAAAUGAGCGAGCUCAACUCGAUGGAGGUUGAUGCCAGCGAGACGAUUCAGGAUAUUGCAAUAAAAUUGGUUGCCGAGCAGAUGAAGAACGAAUCACGUUUAACGAUGGGGCCCAAUGAAAGGACUAUUUUGGUUCUCGGAAGCAAGGGAGCGGGUAAAUCUACGUUAAUCAAUAAGUUUCUAGAUCGAGAUGAUGUUCCUCGACCUACUCUGGCAUUAGAGUACUCAUUUGGACGUCGAACUGCUGCCGGACAAGGAGCCCAGAAAAAUAUCUGUAAUGUGUGGGAACUCGGUAGCUUAGUUAAUUCUAAUCAGCUUAUCGAAGUACCCGUUCGGUCGAACGGGUUGCUCACGUUUUCCGCUGUCAUAGUACUGGAUUUGUUCCAACCAGAUCGUCUUUGGACUGAUCUUGAAUGUGCCCUCAAUGGACUGAAACAGGCUAUCAACAAAAAUUGCCCUUCAUCUGAUUUGGUUACAAUGUUGGAUUUGAUGAAACAAAAGAUUGGCCCCGAUCAUAAAGACAUAAGUACACUGGAAAUUGUUCCUUUCCCAGUAGUAAUUGUUGGCGGAAAGUAUGACCUUUUUCAGAGUUUGGAUUCAGAAAUUAAAAAGCACGUGUGCCGAUGUCUGAGAUCGAUCGCCCAUGCGAUUGGAGCAGCACUGAUUUUCUAUACCAUAAAGAAUGCUGCUUUAUCGAAAAUAACUCGUGACACGAUGAAUCAUUUGGGAUUUGGAAGUCCUUCUAAUCCUUUCAAAACUACGACAACAGAUCAUAACGGACCGAUAGUGAUUCCGUUUGGCGGUGAUUCAUGGGAAAAGAUCGGUGUAAUGCCAACCAACUCGGAACGAAUUGGAAUCAAUUACAGCGCACAAAUACCACAAAUUGAAACGGACAAAGUUGCUAUACCGGAUGAUCCGGCGAAAGACAUCGGUUUUAAGGAAAGCGUUAUCGAUGAACUGAGAGCACAAAAAGAUGAGGAACUUUUACGACUUCUGAAGGAUACUGAAAUCAGAAUGAAAUUUGAAGCAGUGCAAUAAACGAAUA
Molecule: messenger RNA, 1172 nt
Organism: Malaya genurostris
Lineage: Eukaryota; Metazoa; Arthropoda; Insecta; Diptera; Culicidae
Product: cytoplasmic dynein 2 light intermediate chain 1
Exons: 2
Coding region: 131-1165 (344 amino acids)
Biological process (GO): intraciliary retrograde transport; intraciliary transport involved in cilium assembly
Cellular component (GO): ciliary basal body; cytoplasmic dynein complex; axoneme
Molecular function (GO): dynein heavy chain binding
Source: RefSeq, a predicted model, not a curated record